AUGGAGUGGAAUAGUUUCGUUUGUUUCACUGUCGAUAAAGAAAACGGUAGAGAGCCGGUGAAACAACAGCGGAAAGAGAUAAACAGAACGUGACGUAAGCUUUUGUUGUGCUUUUUGUCGGAGCUGCUUUGCCUUUCAUUUAAGUUUAAGCUUAUAUUGAAACCGUCCAUUUUACUUAAAUUCACUCAUUUUAAAUUGUGCAUUGAGAACAAACAGUUAAGAUUACUUAUAGUUCUUGGAUUACCUCAUAUCCUCUCCGUCAUUUAUGUUUUUAACAAACUUUUUUACUAAAAAGCUGAUACUUCGUUUUCGUUGUCAUUUUGCGGUAAGUGUGUAGCGGCAAAUUUUAGCAUUUUUGAAAGAUUUAAAACAAAAAGGACCCCAAAAUGAUGAAUGUCUCAGUAUGUAUAUAAUAAACACAAUACCACAUGGAAAGUGCUUUGUAUGGUAUUUACGCACUUGUGCUCACUCGUUUGAUUUCUGAUACGUCACCUACUCGUGCUUAAAUACCGUACGCCAGCACUUUCCAUGAAGUAUUCUCUGUCAACGUUGUUGUCUUUUUACUUUUUACGAUAAACGAAACGGGAAACGAAAACGUUGCUCCCGCUCAUUCCUUAUUUUAUUGGUGUUUAAUAACAUAACAAAAGUAAAUCGCGCGCUCUGAUUGGUCAGUUAGCCACUACCAUUUGCCCGUGGGCGCACGCCAAGAAACUGAGCUAGCGCGGUAAAAUUUAGGCAAAUUCAUCAAAUCUCCUCUCCUGACGGUAAAAUACACCGAUGAAAUACACAGAUGAAAAGUGGAAGUUGAAGAAAAUACUAAACUGUCGUUUUGAAGGAAAAAAGACAAAAGAUCAGGCGACAAAUCUGCCCUGGAUGAAUUAAUCACUGUUUUCCCCGCGGCUAGAAUUGGCUGAAGGAAAAUCGAGCGAGCGAAGAGUUAAGGUACAUGUUGUGUGUUUUUUAUAGAAGAGAAAGUCUGUUUGAAAUGUAAAUUUAUCAAUUAGCACUGUGUUAUUGACUUUUUGGUCCAGCUGAUGCUAAAUUCAAGCAAAUAUUUUAGGAAACACGCUCAAAUUCGAGACAGCUUAAUUGUGAAGUUUUCAUCGCAUCGAUUAAGGUGACUCAACCCAGCUUUUUUUGGGGGUGUACCAUCCUACUUUGAAGCUCUCUGGUAUCCCCACCUUUACUUUUAUCGUAAGUAUAACACAUAGAAUGGAUAACAUAUAGAUCAAUCUACAAUAUAACAUAAAAUUUUUGGCGAUCGGAGUAAAUGUCACGUGGUUAUAAUGCCACGCCCCUUUGAGGUCUGAGUCUGACUUUCAUAGCUGGAUUUCCCCCCGAAUUUCCCCAGACAGUUUUCGAUACAAAGCUUGUUAAUUUCUUUUUAAAAUUAGUGUUACCUGUUAUUCUAAAGAAAUUAAAGUGAAAUUUUCUCAUUUCUACUUUACGUUUAUUUCAAAAACUGUCACAUAAAGAAGCUUGAUAAUCAUUUCAUUUAUUUAGUUUUAGCUUAUUUUUUAGAGUCUUUUUAGUUGGUGUUUAUAGUUGCAGAUAUAGUUUUCCCUCAAAGUUUUUACCCUAAUAUUAAGAGCAAGUAGACAGAUGUCAUUCAGAAUAACAACGAAAAACGUUUUGCAAUUUACCUGAAGACGGAGAACGCUUGAUUCAGCGAAAGAAAAACUUAAAGGCAAGUUUUUGAAAAACAUAGAACAUGAUUUGUUUACGCGCGGGCAGAUGGCAGCAUACAUGAACUCGGACCGAUGACUCAACCGAAGGCAAAUGGAAAAUAAUGUUUUUCUCUUUUGAUUAUGUUAUAAAAGAAAUGGUAAACGCGCAGCGUGCAACCAUGGAGUUAUGGAUGCACUUGGGAGGUUUGCUAAGCACUCAAGAUAUAUAAGAAGCUAGAGUCGCACUCGGGACUCUUACGCUUCUUUCGUGCUUAGCAACCUCCCGCGUGCAUCCAUAACUCCAUGGUUGCACGCUGCGCGUUUACCAUUUCUUAAUUUUUCCACCAGAUAUGGCUACAAGAAAAAUAUAUUUUAAGUAGUAAGUAGCAGCGAAUUAGCCUGUGCACAGCCGCCGACUCCUCCCCUCAAACAAAAUCGGGGAGCAUUGGAUCCCAUCGGCCUAAAACUCCUUAGACUGUUCACAGUCCUCUCAGUUUUUCUGAUCGAGCGCUUUGCGUUACGGGCUGCUCGCCCCCGUGGUACAUUUGAAACUCAAGAUGGCCGCCAUUAACAUAAGACGCGCUAUAUCUCAACGAUGUCACGAAAAAAUAGGGGACUCUGAACAGUCUAAAACGCCCUCGGACACCUCAUGAAGUUUAAUAAAUAACAAGACGAACAAGUGCGUGAACCCGCGGCCUUCUUUUCAAUAGUUCAUACAAUGAUAGAUCGCCGGGAGGAAAGGUGCACUAUGCACCCUACAGCCCAUAUGAACUUUCAUGAUGAAUAAAUGGAAAAAAAAUCCUACCGGCUAGCAUCAGACUGGAAAGACUCGAACGUUCCAAAGGGGUUUACUUGAUUAUGACUGCAUAACAAUCGCUUCAAAGUAGUGUUACAGCUAGUUUUCUUUUUCUUUAAAUUAGCAUGAGCUUCAGUCACACUCUUAGGUAGUAAACUAAUAUUUUGAGCGAAAAACUUUGAAAUAACACCCUAUAUGAAGAGGAAGAGAACAUAUUGGUUGGAAUAAUUAUGCCAGGAUUUUAAAAUUUGUUUUGGUUGCUGAAGUGAUUAUUGUAAAUUGCUACAAAGAGAAAAAACCCAGAUCUUCCCAUAAGUAAGAUCUUUAUUCAUUUUAUUGUCACUCUGAUACAGGUACUUGAAAAGACAAACUACCGGCAUCUUCUUUUAGUUAAUUCAUCAUCAGAAAACUUCGAAAAGUGUUGUUGCACUUAUCGUUUGAUUUGGCCUCAAGAUCAUCUUCUCUGAAAAAAACUGAGUAAAUAAAUAAAGGAUAUGUCAGUAGAGCGGUUUUCACUUGACUGUCGUAAAACCAAAACCAAAGUAAAUACACUAGCCAACCAAAGGGCGUAGUAAAACCAAAACCAAAACCAAAACCAAUCCCCUUCGACAGUCAAAUGAAAACCGCUCUAUUUCAUUGCCUUGUUAUUGAUUCAACAACGAACAAUCAAAGAAGUAACCACAGUAAAACCCAAAUCUAUACCCCUCUGUACCUCGUUGAGGAUAAUCCCGAAACCCAAUUUAAAUACAGAAUAUUAUAAUCGAUUUGUCGAUCCUUAUAAUUCUGAUAAUUGCAAGUUUGAAUCUACCGUAGCUGAACACAGCACAGAGAAAAAUUUCAAGCAUAGAUGAUUUUGAAAUUUCUAAUAUAAGCCAUAUAACUAUAUGUUGGAUCUAUCACAAUGGAGUUUUGCAGAUCAAAAUUCGAUAGUAAGCAAUCGCUCAUUUUUCAAAGAGCUAUAACUUUGAUUUAAUUUAACAAUGAGAUGUUGUUUGAUCGAUCAAAAUCAUGUCAAAUUUUAGCAUUAAACGUUAAACAACUCUACGAGCUUUACAAACCUGCCGCUUCCGUGCGAGCUCGAUACAAGUUAAUCCAUAUAUGCCAAAAAAAGUUAAAGAAUAUUUCUCUCCCUCGGUAUAAUAAGUUUCCGUAUUUAUACCGAGACAGCCGGAAAGCACGAGACUUGGACCAAGCACAAACUUCUGCCGUGAACAGUCAGAUUUGUUUGUUUUGAUCAAUGAAAAUUAAUGCACCGGAACGGUAAUUAACUGCCACUUUCCUGCAACUAAGUGCAAACUAUGCUAUAUUACUAAAUAAAAGCAGUUUCUUUGGUUUUAGAUUUUCUAGCGUGUCUUACUGUUUUGCCAUAAAAAAAAUUAACUACAAAGCAUAAAAUGUCUGAGGUGUUAACAGUGACGUGUGUGGACUUGUUUACAGCCUGUUUACAGCUAUUUCGAGAAAGGUUGUCGGAAAAAAUGUGCACGCGACAAUCCCGAAAGGUAAUAUGGGAUAUGAUCAAUAACCUGUUCCUGACAGUUCCUGACACUGUAGCUGUCGAACCAGGGCGUUGGGCGGAUAAAGGUUGGGAGGUGAAACGAGCGCGUCCGAGCGAAAAGGUGUGAUGCAGUAGACUGGGACUCUGCAUAGAAACGUCGCUUGUUUUCGACUUCGGUCAGGGCCUGCGAUGUGGUUUGUCCAUUAGACACUGCCUCUCUCACUGAAUUAUGGCGGCUUAAUUUGUUUUCUUGCACUUCUUCCUCGUUACUUUGUGCUGGUACGCUGUCUCCGAGAGGCAAAUGUGGCUUUUUUUUGCGGGAGGUUUAAUUGGAGUCAGGUUGAAGUAGACAAACAUCUCUUUCAAAGGGUUUCUCUUAUUACUUCCAUGACUCUACCUCUGAAUUAUAUUUUCGUUCCACUACUCGCCGAUGUCGAUGUUAUUCCAACACAAAAACAACUAAGUACUGUCUAAAACACGAAGGAAAUUCUCAUCCAUGUCAUCCAUGGCAAAACUGAAAGACAGCAGAUCGUGUCAGGGACCGCGGAGACCAUUUUAAGGUGGUAGGGCUAAAAAAUCUGGCGGUGUUUCGCCAUUUAUCGUGCAUUUGCUCGCCAUCUUAUUUACCAGCUCAACAAAUACAACAUAAACGUCCAUACGUGUUAUACUAUCCAAUAUAGGCAAUAUGUUAAAUAAACCUCCUGAGCGCCGAAGCUUCUCUUGCGAUUCUUAUUGCGGGAAACAAACUCCUGUGUAGCUAUAGAGACACUGUCUGUUCUCCGCUUGUGACCAUUCAACACUGCUAGGUCACCCAUCCUGGAUGGAAGCCACGUCUUCAGACGCCGUGCAGAUGGGAAUGAACGUUCGUCAGCAGCGCUGGUUGCAGGCAGCUUACAGAUAGUUUGGGCUUUCUGAAUUAGCUUCUUUUCUGGUUCUGGAAACUUUGACACCGCCAACAGGAUUUCGUCAAAACAGUCUGACAGCCAUCUAAUCCUAUAACAUAACUUCCAAAAUACAGGGGCACCCAGCGUCAAUUUUCAAAAAAAUUCUGUUCGGAAGACGAUUUGAGAUCUAGAAAAAAUUUGUUGUAAAUUUCUUGCUUGCCUGCCUCUCCUAGGAUUUUCGAACAUCUAAAGAAUGGUAUAAUGGCCGAUUUUUAACGGAUUUUUACCCUAAAAAGGUCGCCAAGAAUUUUCGGGAGCCUUUUUUCUGGCUGAAAUUCUCGAAAAGGCAAGUUUCGAUCUCUGUAAUUUUCGAAUCACCAUACUUUCAGCUAGGAAAUCCGAACAGAUGAAAUAUUUUUAGGGGAUAAAAAUAUGCCUAUAUUACAGUUUAAACACUAAAAAUUAAUGCGUUUAACAAUGCUAUGUUUAAGUGGUUUUGAACUAUAUUCUCGUUGGGUGCCCCUGAAAAUACUCAGUUGCACGCCAAGGAAGCGCCCCUGUAUCAACAUCUUCUCUGUAUGAUACUUCAAGAAACUUGAACUCUGCCUCAUAUUGGUCACCAUUACCAGCUUUAACCAAGAGGGUCCCCAUCUGGGCGUAGGAGCUGAAGCUUUCCUGAUAGAUAGCACUGACGACAAGAUCAAUAGCCUCAUAAUAGACCCUUCUAAAGUGAUCUUUGGCAGUUUGGGGGUAGCUUCUUGCACCAGCACCAACCUCCAUUCAGUACCCUUAAGAUCCUUAGAUAGAUUAUUGGUGUGGGAAUGAAGCCGCCCUCCAAAGAAAAAGUCAAAUCGUUCCAUUUAGGUCUUACAUCCUAUUAUCCUUGCACGCACAUCGGGUUGUAAUCGUUCGGACAAGCAAACAUCCCACUCUUCCAUAAGAACUGCAUAGUUCUUAAGAAUUCGUCGAAAACAACUGGCUCUAACCGUGCAUCUUUUAGGGAAAAGUCCAAUAAUUCCACGGGUAAUUUUUUCCAUGUCAGCUAGAGCCCUGGAAAAUAAAUCCCAGCAAAAAAGUGGUAGGGCUAUAGCCCUUCCAGCCCCUCCCCCUCCGCGGUCCCUGAAUUCUGACAGGCAGCUGGACAGGAAUUACUUUACUCCGGCCUGCUCAUGAAGGCUUUAUCUCUGCGGGUUCGCCUUGCUUUCCGAACACCUCCUCUCUCCUCCAGACCACGGGGAUCCACUUUAGCCAUUACCAUGUAAACUAAAUCCCUUGGCACGCUCAGACCGUGUAUCUCUCGUAUUUUCUUAUGCAUGGCUCUGUAGCCGAGCAGUUUCCCUGGACCUGAAAUCUCUUUUUCUACUGCUGCUUCCACGUCAUUUACCUCGACAUGCAUUCGGCGUGCCAGACUUCUAAGGCUCCAAGCGUACAUGGGGUAAUCUUUUCUCCAGAAGUCUAAUAUUUCCAUUCUCUUUAAAUUCAGACUGACAAACUCAGCUAGGUCUUUUUUUUUUUAGAUCAUUCACAUUGUCAUCUUCCCAAUCGCUGUUUCUAAUCCAAGCGUCCGCCAUAUUGGGUCUAGCACCUGGGAAUCGAAAUGCAUUCUGGUCUAUGGCACAUCUGGGCCGCAACCUUUUUUUUUUUUUAUAAUUAUUAUUUUAAAAAUUUUUUUUUUUUUGCUAUGGCACUCAUAGGCCAUACUCAUUUCUCUUAUUAUUUUUAUUUUUUACUAUGGCACUCAUAGGCCAUACUCAUUUAUUUCCUUUUUUUAUUUUAUUUUCUUUUUUGUGUGAAUGAGAAAAUAAUAAAAAGAAAUAAAAAAGAAAUAAAAAUUAAAAACAAGAAAUAUACAAAAAAUAAAGAUAACUAAUCAAUAAAAUAAAAAAUUAUUGCAAAAAAAAUAUUGAUUUACUCUCGCUCUACAGGUUUUUCCUAUGGCACACAUGGGCCACCAUAGUCCUGUUACCAUUAUAGAAUAGUUACGCGAAGGUCUAGGUCAGGGAAAUUCCGGAAAGCGUCGUUGAUCAGCCCUCCACCAAAACACAUAAACAACGACGGAAGAUUCAACACACCUAUGUUGUUCCUCCCAAUUAGUCUAAUUACGCAAGUCCGGCUAUUUUACCUCUCCAUUUCCGGUGACAAGAAAGUGGAAUUUGAAAAACAAAAAAAAGGUAUUUUUCGUAAACUCAUCAGACGAUUUCUUGUAAACUGAAUUUACUUUCAUGCCAUUUAUGAAAGUGCUUUUUUUGUUUUCGGAGACAAAGGAAGUUGUGUACUUUUCCAAACAAACUCCCGCCUCCUGAAAGUGCAACACGUGAUCUUUCUCUUUGUUAUGCGCUUUUCGAAUGUUGUGUCGGUUUCCGUAUGUCGUUAUGACAUGUAUACAGCGGAUUUUAGCUUGCAGUAAUUCUUUAUUACGUCUAUUACAACGAAAUUAAGCCGUGACAGCAACGGAAAAACUAUGAAAUAUCGGUAGUUUUUCGGGCUUCAGUUGGUUGGGUACGUCACGUCGUAUCGUAUAUUGGAAAGCUUACAAGUACACGAAAAAAGUUUCCUUUUAGCUUUGGGAUAACACAAUCAUGGAAGUCGGGGGUAAGUAUUGCAUUUAGGUGAAUCAGUGCUUUAUUCAAGUAUCAAUGAGGGGUUCUCGGCUCAGUAGGUGAGGUUUAACACACUUUAAUAUUAUUUACAGAAAUAGGAAUGAGCUUACUUUCUAUAACGUUACGUCAUAUGAAGCAAAGCUGUAUGAAAACAUCUACAUACUGAUUUGCUUUAGAACCGUCCCAAAAAACUAUAUCAAGGUUCUUUUCCUUUGAUUCCAUCAUAAACCUACGUUCACCAGACGGGUAUUGCAAUUCCGACGUGUUGACGAUCGAGUCGGACAAGUCGAUACCGAUCGUUAAGCCUAAAAAUAUGCUUGUAUUUCUACCUGAGCUUUCUAUUUUAAGCUUAAACGUUGGAGGGUUUGAACAAAUGAGGUCACAUUAUUUCUUUUCAUUUUGUUUUGUCUCUUGGACAAAAAUAUCCCUUUAUUUCUGCCUCUAAGCUUAUAUAAUUAUGGAGUCGACGCUCCGACUUGUCAACAGCCUCGACCUUCUUUGCAUAAUGUCGUGCGUGCAUCAUCGAUGAAGCCUAAUAAGCUCGGUCGAGAGAUCAGUUUACUUGUAUUCAAAUCACCUUUUUUGAUGAGGAGUUGGUCAGUGACGGAUUUACACAAAGACUCGCACUUCAUGUGUAAUAAUGUGCGUGUACCACAAAAGAUUUUAAAAAAUUAGUCCAAUUUGUGUCAAAAUCUGGAACCCUUCGACUCAUGCCAGGACGCCAUACUUUAGCCUUAUAUUUUUUUAUUCAUCACUUCAUCGUUAGGGGACUGGAACAUCAUUUAUGUAAAAGCUUGAUGGAACCCAGAAUUAAUUUCCAAUUUUCAAACUUGUCAAUGUUAGUAUUUCCUUUUUCGAUCCAUAUACUAAUCAAUUCACCGACAAAACUAAUGAAGCGAAUAAAAUUCCAUCACCUCGGCGCGUGGAUGUCGUGUGAAUGACGUUAAGUCCCUGCCAACAGUUAGAAUUUUUUUAGGAUCUUUUCUGAUAGAAAAUAGUACAGAUCAGUACACCUGUAGGACCUUUAAUGAUGUUAAUUCUCUCAGUGGUUAUAUCGUGUUUGCUUUGGUAGGGCUAAAAAGUUGCAUGCUAAUUUUUGUUAGCUUGUCAAACUGUCGGUAUUUUCCAUCGAUUCAAAUUUAACAGGACGCUUAGUUUAGUAGAUGAACUGGUGCACUGCUGAGUUGUUGUAAAAAUAAGAAGACAAUAAGAUGCAUGCGGAACCACGCUCUUGAACAGUCUUAUCACUUUGUUUACUUUUACACAGCACAUGAAAUCAUUCCUGCUUCACCAGAUCGAAAUUUUUUAAAUUCGGCAAGGAAAUUGUUUGUUACUUGUAUAAAGGAUUGAUGGUUUAUUACAUCCAAGAGGGGUCGGGGGAUUUGGAGACAGGUUGGGUACAAUUUUUGAAGAGGCGUAAUUUUGGGGAAUUGAAAUUUCAAGACCUAGGAUAUUGGCAUUCUAUGUUAAAGUUGUUAAUCAACCAUAAUAUUAUAGGUUAAGCAAAUCAACAUUUCCUUCAAUAGUAGACAAAUAGUUACACUUGGGAUGCUUUGUCGGCACCAACCUGAGACUUCAAGCUGUACUUGUAAUUCUUCUGUGUACCUUUUUUUGACCUCUGCAGAACAGACUCCAGCAAUUUAACAAAAUUUCGACGUUACCACAAUGCUAAAGUACACACAGAUCGAAAAUACUUAGCCUUCAUUGCCAGACUUCUCCGAACUUCAAACCUUCUCUCACGCCAGUUGAGAGACGCACCCACCUCACAUGCAUCUUUGCUACAUUUUGGUAUCUGCCAGAUUGAAUACUUUGUGACUAGGCUUGCUCUAGGACUCUACAAUGUACUUAAACAGACCACUGGUAUCCCAAUUUGCAUAUGAAGUUAAUACCUAAGGAAGGAGAAUAAAAUGGAAUGCAGUUGAACCUCUAUUAAGCAGCCACCCUCGGGGUACUGCCAAGUGGCUGCUCAAUGGAGGUUCGUCAUAAAUCGGCAUAAUCUUUAGCAGAAACGUCACUUUAUUUUAAAACAAACGCGCGACAGGAGAGGCAUGACUGGUCCACAAUAAGCCGUCACCUUCUAUCUUGGACUGUAUUUUCCUUCAUAAUAUUCUUAAAAUGAAGCCAGACUAAGUGUAUCAAUCACUUGAUGGCUGCUUAAUAGAGGUGACAAUAGUGGGAAAACUCUCGUUGGGACAGCCAAAAGGUGGCUGUGGCCACUAAAUAGAGAUGGUUGCUAAUACAGGUGUGACUUCUUGUUGUUUUCUCUUAUUAUUAAUUUUUUGGACAGGAGGAGGGGGGAAGAGAUGAGGUCUGGGACCAUGAAACGAUGUUCUCACAACUUGCAAAGCAGUCGCCUUGCAUAGUGGCCAGCGGAUAA
Messenger RNA from Porites lobata, 9819 nucleotides. The record is from the annotation of a GenBank genome assembly. NCBI's taxonomy places the organism in Eukaryota, Metazoa, Cnidaria, Anthozoa, Scleractinia, Poritidae.